Messenger RNA from Parastagonospora nodorum SN15, 636 nucleotides. RefSeq lists its product as hypothetical. Bases 1 to 636 code for a protein of 211 amino acids. The record is from RefSeq and is a predicted model, not a curated record. The transcript has 2 exons. Lineage: Eukaryota; Fungi; Ascomycota; Dothideomycetes; Pleosporales; Phaeosphaeriaceae.
AUGUGCCUCGCGCCCUCGGAAUCCCGCACAACGAACAACUUUUCCGACAACAUUGCACAUCACGAUGUCGAUUGUCGGUGUAGCAUUUCGUCCAAUCACAGCCGUCGCACACACAUCUUGUACCUGGGUCUCCAAAUCGCCGCAAUCGAUGCUUCUCAGAGACUUGCCUCAUUAGGCAGUUUGAAGGCAGUGGACCUGCGGCUCGAGCAGUUUGCGGCCUUUGAUUUCGGAAAAAUCCUCGUGGCAACUCGCUUCGCUGAUUCUGGCCACAGCAUUCCCGUUGUGUACAGCGGAAAAUACCAUUCGGCAGCGGCCCUUGUCAUGUGCACUGCAAGCAAUGAAGAUCUAGGAACCACCUUUCGGUAUGAUCCGAAAUUGUCAGGAAUGCAAUUAUUUGUCCAGACGGAGGUGCGCUCCGGUCGAGACCUGAUGGUCUACCAAAACCUCAGUACCAAACUCUGCCUGGCUGUCAAAGCUCUUCUUAAGCUGCUCGUGCUAGCGAACCGUCUUCUACGCGCAUCUUGGACCUCCAACAAGAUCGCCGCGAGCGAACAUGCGUUCCGCAUGUCGACAUGGCAGAUUCGCAGAGCCCAGCCCCUGAGAUUAGCGAAGAUCAACCGUGGUCGGAUGGGUUGA